This is a messenger RNA of Polypterus senegalus (gray bichir), 8648 nucleotides long. Its product is annotated as protein phosphatase 1 regulatory subunit 12B. Gene Ontology annotation, cellular component: Z disc; cytoplasm; A band. The transcript has 11 exons. The coding region runs from base 141 to 1175 and encodes 344 amino acids. Lineage: Eukaryota; Metazoa; Chordata; Cladistia; Polypteriformes; Polypteridae. Gene Ontology annotation, molecular function: protein kinase binding; phosphatase regulator activity; enzyme inhibitor activity. The record is from RefSeq and is a predicted model, not a curated record.
CUGAGUGAGUGAGUGAGAGAGAGAGAGAGAGAGAACACAGGAGUGAAACAGUGAGAGAGAGGGAGGAGAAGAAGAAUAACCAUCCAACACUGCAGUCACUGGAAGUCUGACUUCUCCAGCACCUGACCUUCACAUCAGACAUGCAAGCCUGCGUGACCAGGUUUUUGACCCCAGUGCGUGAUGAAGAGGCCGAAUCUCAGAGGAAGGCACGGUCAAGACAGGCUCGACAAACUCGGCGGUCAACACAGGGUGUCACACUGGCAGAUCUCAAGGAGGCUGAAAAGAUGUUUGGCCAAUCGCAGCCAGAGAAGAACACAACUGAGACCGAAAGAUGGGAGGGGGGCAAGACAGCAGGGAGGACAGAAGAAGGAGACAGGCCAGAGGCAAAGUCGUUGCUGGGUCUGCCCAGAAAUCCAGAGGAGAACAGACCCUGGCGAACACGAAGUCACAGUCAGGAGGAUUUGUGUUAUCCACGACAGAGGUUUGGAUCCCAAGCUGAGAACCCAUCCCCUACUUCUGCCAACUGUUUCCUGUUUCCCAAUUCAUCGCUGACCAGCCGGCUACCUACCAGGAUAUCAAGCAAAGACAGCAACAGAAACGGUCAAACCUCUGAACGGAAAAAUGAUGGAGAGAUUGGUAAGGAGCACUCAGAUUUUCUGCAGUCUUUACGAGAAAGACGGCAAGCCAGAGAGCAAAACCUCACAUCCCGGAACCGAGAGCAUGACAGGACGUCCAGGUUAGACUCUGCUUCCAGUGCUGGAGAUGACAGCUCCACUGACCGCCUGCUGAGCCGUAUUAGCUCUUACACCCGUCGUGAAAAUCGGCUCGCCUCAUUGGGGAAAGGUGACGAAGACAGCAGCAGCUCCAAGGAUUACAAGAAGCUCUAUGAAGAUGCCUUGUCUGAAAAUGAGAAACUGAAGAACAAGUUGCAGGAGAACAAGCAGGAGCUGUCCAAAAUUAGGGGCCAGCUGGACAGAGCCAGUCAGAAGCAGGACCGGACUUCAGAAAAAUCAACUGUGCUCGAAUCAGAAAAGAAGGAGAAGCGUGCUUUGGAGAAGAAAGUUUCUGACAUGGAGGAAGAAUUAAAGGUUUUAUCAGAUCUCAAGUCAGACAACCAGCGGCUAAAGGAUGAGAACGGAGCCCUGAUUCGAGUAAUCAGUAAACUGUCCAAGUGAUCCCACCACGACCUGUAGGCUUAUGCACUGUCUGUCGCCUGUGCCCAUAGGAAGGGGAUCGUGAGGCCCAGUCCCCUCGCGCUCGCACACGUGCACACCUGCUCCAUGACUAUGCUGUCCCUGUUCAGUGCCAUGCAGAAUGUGUGUCUCACAUUUAUAGGGGGCUCCUUUUAGCCGCUUUGAUUUUAUUGUAUAAAAUGAAACAAACAACCCUGCAUGCCAAUGGGAAGAAAUUAGAUGAAUUACCUCUGGGAGGUUCAACAGAUGAGAUUCACAGAUUUAGAAUUUUAUUAUUUACAGAAAAAAAUAUUUAGAAGUGUUUUUUUUUUUUUUAUAAUUGAGUGUUCUGUAAUAUCACACGAGUGUACUUAUGUGUCACUUUGAAAUGAUACAAUCUGAAAGAAAUAAGCUUCUUAAGUAUUUGCAGAUCUACUCUAAUCAUAAGACAUGCUCAGCAGUUUUAAGCUGAAUUGGCCUGUUGAUCUCAACAUGCCUACCUAAUUACUUCACUCUGAAUAUUUCCAUUAUUAGUGUUCUAUAAAAAAAAAUCAAUUUGGGUAAUAUGUUGCAUACUAUUUGACAGAGUGAAGGAAAAAAACUCAUCCACUCUCUUAAUAUGUGCUUAGAAAAACAAAUGAUUCAGAUUAAUUUUUAUGAGAAAACAGAAAUGCAUGUAAAUUGAUCAGCAGGUUUUAUGAACAACAUCAAUUUUUUCUCACUUUGCACCUCUAUUCAGAAUUGUGUCAGAUGGAUACCAAAUAGGAAAGAGAAAGAACAAUGGAGAGCAAGGCUGCUGCCAGAUGGCGGGCUUGAUGAGCAUAAGAAUUGUACUUUCAUAUUUUACUGUCAAAGAGUAGAAAGGAGUCACUGCUGUAAUGUCCUUCACAGUCAUGUUGUUUGUAAUCGUUUGAUAAUCCUCUCAUGAAUAUAUAACGCUAUUCUUGAAAAUGUAUUUAAAAAAAUGACAGGUAUGCACAUCCUGAAAACAGAUUUUUGAAUGACACGUAUGCACUUCUGUGUUUUGAAGUAUUUGUAAUUAUUAAUCACACAGCCUUUACUAGGAUAAACAGGGUCAUAAAGUAAAAAAGAGUGAUAAAAAUUAAUCAGGUUUGUCAACCAAAAAAAAAGAAUCAUCAAAUUUUAGAGUGCCUGUCACGUAGUAGUUUACAUUCCUGACUCUCUGCUGCAAAUUUAAAAAUAUCUCGCUGCUCUUUGAAUUCUCCGUUAUUAUCUUGGUCAGUGAGCUGGUACACAAGCCAUUCCUGGCAGCAAGUUUGAAUGGUCCCAUGAGAGACCCAGCAUGGGCGUCUCAUUUAAGCAAUCGUAUGGGCCACAUUUAGUGUUGCUGUCACACUGAAAUUAUUUGGUUGAGAAAAGGGAUGUUCAGGUUAAUGUGAAACUUGCAAAAAUGAAUAUAAAGGCAGUAAUAAAUAACAAGAAGGUCGAAAAGAGAAAGGUUUGGAGCUCCAACUAGGAGAUCCACGUUUAAUGUUAUUUAGCUUUUUGCAAAGAAAAAUAAAAAAAGAUUUUUGCGUGAGCAAAAAUUGGUGACUUGUCCCCCUCUGGUGGUAUGAAGGAGAAGGAAAAAGUGUCUAAGCAUCUUAAAAGACCUAAGAAGACCCAAAGAACAUCAGCCCAUUGAAAUGACUACAUGUGAACCCACUAGUGUCAAAGAGAGUGAGCCCACAAGGACACAUAAUGUGGAAUGUUAUGGGAACUGAGUGAGUUUAUUUUAAAUUACACAUGAAAAUCAUUCCACUUUGGAUAUUAUACAGUAAGUUACAAAGUUAAAGAUAGUUUCUCUGUAAUAAUUUGUGGAUACAACAUAAAAAAUAUGAAGGCACUGUAUACAAAAUAUAGGUGUAAAGAAUGUGUUGACACAUAUAGAGCCUUCACACAAUUUACGACACGUAUGCAUACAGUACAUGGCACACACAGAGAAACGGCCAGUUUGAUGUACUGCAAGUCAUUAGAAUAAUCGAGUCAAUGGGCGCCUUCACUCAAACUACAACUGUUAAUUAAGCCACUCUAUACAAUUCAAAGGUAAGUGUUUACUGUAAUAUUAACACCUUACACAAUGUGCACUGACAUUUAAGGUACAUUUUUACAUUCUAAUAAUUUUUUAUUAAUAAUUUUGAAUACAUUUUGAACUAAACCAUUUUUAUGUGUUUACUUUUCAUAAGUUAGCCAGUUUACUUGGAAGAAAAUACAAAAAUUAUGCUUUUACAGACAGUUUAAACAUAUGUAACUAAACCUUUAUGGUGUUAUGAAGAAAAAAACGAAAGUGCUAAGUUUGUUCCAUCACAAAUACUUGGAGAAACAAAUUUAUAAAACUUCACAAUUGCACUUACCUGGUUGCAUGUGAUGAGCGAGUUACUGGAAUGUAACAAAAGCUUAAAAAACAUUUUGUUUGACCUCCGUAAGACCACUAAAUCGCCAAGAGCAACAAUGAAGAAGAAUGACUAGCUACAGGUCCUCUGUGAGUCAGUUACAAAACUGGGUCUGAUAUGAUUAGGAGAUAGAAAAAUGGGGGUAGCUAUGCAUAGUGCGUAUUCUAUCCCAUGCUUUAAUAAACCCCCGAUAACACUUUAGAAUGAAGGCUGCCAAUCUUGACUUGAACAUUCACUUACUGCUGUGUGAUGAGAACUUCUUUAAGGCUUUGUUUGGGAUUCUGAGUGAGAUGUACAAAAAUGGGACUGGGAUAUGGAUAGUGCCUAUCCUAUCACAUGCUUAGACCGGUCUUAGUAAGAUUUACAAACACUUUAGAAUGGGGGCUGCCAAUUUUUACUUUUAUAUUCGCUUUCUGCAGUGUAAUGAGAACUUCAUUAAGGCUUUGUUUGGGGGGUCUUAGUGAGACAUACAAAAAUGGGGGUAGGCCAUGCAUAGUGCAUCUCCUAUAAUAUGCUUGACCUGUCUUAAUAAGAUUUACACACCCCUAGUGACACUUUAGAAUGGGGAUGGCCAAUUUUAACCUUCAUAUUCACUAAAUGCAAUGUAAUAUGAACUUCAUUAAGGCUUUUUUGUGGGAGUGAAAAGUACAAAAAUGGGGGCGGGCCACGUAUAGCACACAUCCUAUCACAUGCUUUGUCCCGUACAAAUCCCCAAUGACAUUUUACAAUGGGGGCUGUGAAUUUUAACUUACUGCUGUGUGACAAGAACUUCAUUAAAUCUUUAUUUGGGUGUCUUAGUCAGACAUACAAAAAUGGAGACUAGUGCAUCAGUUACUACUUGAUAAUGAGAUUCUGUAUUUUUAGGUCUAAAUAACACUCACAAAGCAGGAUACUGGCCAUCAAUAAGCAACAAUUUCCAUAUUGCAUCAACAGCUUUUGAAAGGUGUUAUCUAUGUGUAAUACAUAAAUAAAUGACUAAUUGAUUAACUAUAGAAUGCAUUUAAAGCCCCUUGUCUAGAGUGUUACCAAAAUUAUUACUACCAGCUACAGAACACAUCAAUCAUUCACUUCAGAAUAUUACAGGACAAGAUGUAGUAGUCCAUCUGCUACCAUUGUGAAAGUAACGGACAUCCUGAACACACCAUAGUGCCGAGCUGCUUUGCCUGAUACGCCAUUCCCUGCCUUAAUUAAAAGCUAAGCUCCUCAUGUCUCAGUGUGCCUUACUCACACACAAUGUUUGAAAAACAAGUCGCUUAUGGUAUUAUGGGAUGAGAAGUUAAAGUGUGGCUUUUUGAAACCAGUGCUUUGAAUAUAAAUGAAUGCAGUAAUAUAACAGUCAUGGUGAAAAUAUGAUUACAGAAAUAUAAAGUAAAAAAUAACACUUAAACAGAUGUCAUAGGAGAAAUAAAACUUCAGACAGAAUGUCGCCAUAUGAUUAUAGUAUUUGUGUUAAAAAUUGGCUGUUUCUUAAUAAGAUAAACAGAGCUUUCCUUCAGGCUUUUUAUUUACUUACUACAUCCAAGAUUACAAAGUUAAGACAUAAGUAGAAUCCUUGUUCCUUAUGAGGCACAUGCAAUAUGUCUAGUCACAGGGCCAUUAAGGAAUUGUUUUAUUCACUUCAACAUAAAUAGUAGAAGCCCUAGACCAAAAAAUAAAGAAGUAAUAAUAUAUAUACUGUAUAUAUUAGGCAUUAGGAAAUAUUUUAGGUAACACUUUAGUUGAACACUCAUUUACUCUUAAGCACUUCUCUAGAUCUUAAUAACAUUUACAAAACAUCAGUAGAUAGGUUAUUCAUGUCUGUACAAUGUGACAUAUUGACAUGAUGUUAAAAGUUCUUGAUAAUAUGAAGGAUUGAGAGCUCUUCUUCUAAAUAUGUAAUAUCAAGAGAAAUGUGUUCUUAGUUAAGCCACCCUAGUACAGUCAGGAAAUGUGAAGUUUUGUUAGUAGGUCACAUUGCAGAGAGGAAUAAACAAUUUUUGUAGUAUCUCAAGUAAAGUGUUACCUUGUUAUAAAGUAUGUGAAUAGAAACUGCAAGUGUCUUUUAAUAGGUUUAUGAGUUAUUUCAGCUCAGUAAUGGUGAUGGUGGUGCCUUCUUUUCAUGAUGCUGCCUUGGCCUUGAAGUAUUACCCCAGUAAGCUUGGACUGUGUCAUUCAACGUAAUAUGUCAGAAAGAACGAGAAUCAACGAGGUUGGAUAAGACAAUGGGGUUUUCUGUUGUUUUAAUCAGGUUUAAGUGAUGUGUAUUGUUCUUUCAAUACAAAAGCCUCUCAGUUCUUAUGCAGCUUACAGUAUGUUGCUGUAGAUGUUGUCCUCACCUUUGCUUGUUUUUCAUGAAAAUCAAAAUCCACCUCUUAUUCUCUGUUCCAUACAAACACUUACUAUGUUAUCAUCUUCAGUGUAGAUAAUCAUAUUUCUUUAGAAAGCAGGUCCUUUCUAGUCACAGUGACAGAUUCCUUCUAAAGUUAUAGUGGUUAUCCAAGGGAAUGACAGACUGAAGCAAAAAUUAAUUUUGGGGUUCCAACCCAGCUAUCUCUGUUUAUAUAACAGUUUAAUCAAAAACCGUGUUCAAUGGUUGUAAAAUUAAAGAAAAAACUGCUGUCACCAGAAUAAUGUGGCUACUACAAUAAAGAUGCUUCAUCUCCUGUAAGGUUAGCAAAGCGCUCCUUUGCUCUGGUCGCUUGGAUAAGAAGUGAUGCUUCCUACUCAUUGGUCGUCUUUUUAUGGCACAGGGAGCAGAAGGGGUAGAGUCACUAGUCCUCAUUGGAUGGUUUCUUUACACCAUGGAGGAAGAAGAAAACAAGACAGUAGCAGUGCCCCCUCUCAGUCUGGAGUGGUAUCAUAUACCUGGGAGGAACUUGAAGGGCGAACCCCCUGACAUACAAGCAUGAACUAUACAUAUAUACAUAUGUUACGGAUGAGGGAACACACUGGAUGAUUCCAAAGAAUUGUUGGAUUGCCAACCAGGUAGAAUUAUUAAACAAUACAGGUGUAAGACAAUGCAAAAAAAUAUAAAAAAUAGUCAGCCAUUGCCUUGGGUCGAUUUCUUAAGUCAGUCUGUCUUGGUGGGAGCUCUGUCCAACUCAGGUCCGAAUGAGAAGCCACCUUGUUAGGACAUCUAGGUUUUAUGCUUUGACCAUGAGGGGUGGCUUUAGGUGCUCUCAUUGGGCAUCUUCUCGUUGCUUUGGAUGAAAACAGCAGUGAUAAUAUUAGCAAAAGCACCCCCUCUUGUCCCAGAGUGGUACUACAUAUCUCUGAUGAGGCCAGAAGGUGAUCCUUCAAUGUGCAUGUGUGACAAUAUUUCUAUAUAAAGUACAGCACAAAUACACACACACACACACACACACUAUAUAUAUAUAUAUAUAUAUAUAUAUAUAUAUAUAUAUAUAUAUAUAUACUACUACUACUUCCAACUAAAAUCAAGUCUGUAACCUCCCACUGAUUAGUCAUGGAGCAGGCUUCUAAACGAAAGCAACACUUCUGGAACUCUUCUUCUUCACUAUGGCAUAGUGCUGCAAUCACGCUCUUGGAUGCAGCAGUUUCACUUUAUUAGUGCAUCAUUUGCUGCAUAAUUCAUAAGCAAACUUUCAACCAUAACACUCAGCAAUUAAAAGAAAAAAAAAUCAAACUGCUUGUUUAAUUAAACUUGUCAAUGGUUGGCUUUUUGUUAGCCUUCACAAAGGGUAGUUUUCAAGCGGACAGUCUCUACCCAGGGUUACUAUUUUUGAUUUACAAACCAAGUGCAUAAUUAUGAGAAAGCUGUUUAAGGUGGCCAUUUUUGCACUAUUCUGUGACUUCCAAUAGCAUGUGAGAAAACACCUGCUGCUGCAAGUCCUUUACAAUGUAUUAUCAUUCCUUUUAUGCUCUUUGUAUAUUGGAUGCUUGAACUUUAUUCAUAGAUGCCUUGUAAAUUACUUGCCAGGAAAAGACAAUUAUAUAAGACCAUGUUUACAAGCAUAUUAAUAUUUGCUAUGAUGCUGCUAAUGUAAGCUCCCACAGUGCAAUAUGAGAGCUUGAGUAGAAAAAUCCCUGAUGUCAAUUCUCUCUGUACCCAGUAGAUGUCAGUAGAAGCUUAGAUUUGUACCAGUUUGUUGGCCGGUUUAAAAGACAGAGCUGGCAAAUAUUCAUUCUGCUGUAUCUGGCAAUGGAGGAGUCCCACUUACAAAGUCUCUGAUUGUGCAUUACAACUGAAAUGCCAUUAGAACAAAACUUCAUGGGGCUCACUGGAUUCUUUGGCUAUGUUCUGUUCUGUCAAUGGCUGCUAGCCCAAAAUUCAGUUUGUAUAAACAGGCGAGCUCUGCCUUUCUACAGAGUUGAUUUUCAGAGUGACCUUCUACUCUGUUUAUGUACAGAAAGGAAUUACAAUGGGCCUUAAUGGCUGUAAUGUUCAGACAAUAUGCAGUCUGGUCAUCUUUUACUACAAUAAAUUAAUUUUACUUUUAAUUAAAAAUAAGAUGAAACAAAAUUAAUUUUACAUAGUUUUUUUAUUUUAAACUUAAUCUAACUCUCUGUGUUGAUAGAUGUGCUAGGGGUUUCUUUGUUUUUAAAGGCUAAAUGAACAUUUAUUAACUGGAGAUGGGAAAUCAUAAGAUUGACUGACUUUCGCUUGCUAACUUGCUGGUUAAAAUAUUGACUAUCUAUCUAUCUAUCUAUCUAUCUAUCUAUCUAUCUAUCUAUCUAUCUAUCUAUCUAUCUAUCUAUCUAAUAUGCGUGCCUCCAAAGUCAAUGAAUGUACGGUAUAAACCUCACCGUGUCUUGAUGUGUCAUCCAUUUCUAGGAGUGCUUGUUGAGUCUCUACUGACCCGAGUAUCUGAAGGCCCCAAGUAAUUUCAAAUUAGCACCUUUACUUGUGACUUACUGGAAGUGAACUCUAAUGCUUCAAGCUGAAUUCUUAGAUUGUUUUCCUAGAGGAAAAUGAAUGUUUCAGGACCCAUAAUAAUUUCCAAAGAUGUAACGAGUUUUGAAAAUGGUGUCAAAGGGAAACAUGUUUCUUCUUGUACAUUGAGUGCAUUGAUGUGUUUUCAGAGUGCAUACUGUAUGUAACUGUUACUAAAUAAAAAAGAAUGCAUACAAUAAUUAAAAAUCA